Rotaria sordida is the source of this 1467-nucleotide messenger RNA. The record is from the annotation of a GenBank genome assembly. NCBI's taxonomy places the organism in Eukaryota, Metazoa, Rotifera, Eurotatoria, Philodinida, Philodinidae.
AUGAUUCAAAUUGAAGAUAAACGAUUAACAAUCCUUAUUGCCACAACAGGUGUAACAUCUGAUCAAUUACCAUCAUCACAAAAUAAUGAAGACCAAACGCAACCACCUAGUUCCGCUAUGUUUACUCUCUGGAAUCUCAUUGCUGAUUUAGUUGACACUCAGAAUUUGAAAGAAAAUCAACAACAGCAAAUCAUGGACUUCUAUGCCAAAGCGGGAACAAUAGUUCCUCGUUUGGCUUGUUUAGUUCAAUUAUUUUUAAAUUGUAUGCAAAUACUUGAACAGAUGAAAGAUUUUGUCGUUUUUAGUGAAGGUGACAAUCCGAAUUCCUUCAUUAAUGAAAAUUUUAUAAGAAAUGUAGAAGCUAUUAUUAAAAAGGAUUACUAUAAUGGAAUAAUAAAAAAUAGGCCAGCUUUGGGAGAACGUGCAAUUAACGAGCUAAUGCAAGAUAAUUUAUUGAAAUAUAAUUACUUUUUGACCAAUGCUCGAGGAUACAACGUAAAAGCUUAUAUGAAAAUACCACCACCAUCGGUGAAUGAUCCAACACGAGAAGAAUUUGUUGCUAAGAUGUUAAAACACGACAUAAACAUUGAUGAAUAUUGUGCAAUAUAUGAAAAAUGUUCCAUUCCAUUGAAUAAUAAUCUUUCCAAAUUGGCAUUAAAUAUCUUUGCAAGUAGUUCUUGUUUAGUUAAUCAAUAUGCAAAGUAUCGAGGUGUAUUGAACAAUAUAAUACAAAAACAUGUUGCUAAUUCAAUUAUUCGUCAAACCGAUACUGGGAGUUUUAUCAUCCAAAAUCAGGAUGCAUUUACUGUUCAGUUUCAUGAUAUUGAAAAUUGGGUUGUAGGUACAUGUAUAGAACAAACAAAUAAUCGAGAUCAACCAACUACAAUGAUCUUUCAUGCACCAGCAUCCAAAGUAACAAGUCAAACUACAACACCAGUUAAAGUUAACACAUUCACGGAUAUCGUUGAAGAGAGUUCCGUGACACAGCAUCAUUGUUGCAUUGAAGUAUUGAGUAAUCAACAAGAUAUAAACAUAACUCAAAAAUCUCCACCUGAACAUAAUAAUUCUUUCGAAACUAUUCAUAAUUUUUCAGCAAUGUCGUGUGAACAAAUUGAUAAUGUUGAACAUAAUAGUUCACAUAUACUUGUACAACCAAUAGUUAGAGAAAAACAUGUACGAUGGAAUGAAAAACAAUUUCGACCAUUUGAUAUGACAGUUGAUGAGAUAAACGUCGAAGGUGAAGCAUCAACAUCAAUUCCACAAUCUCCACAUCUGAAAAAUUAUGAAAAAAAGACAACAAAUAACAAUACACAAAAUAUUGAAAAACAAAUGCCACAUGAUGAGGAAGAAGAAGUAGUACAUACUCGAUCACAACCUGCUCGUAGAAAAAGAAAAGCCGAAACUGAUGAAAAUUAUGGUGAACACCCGCAAACACGAACACAGACUAGAAAAUUAAGAAGAAACUAA